GCGACAUGAGAUUUGUGACGUCCGGAUUCGAUGUCCGGAAGGAAUCGAGGAGCUAGACGGUAACGGCGCUGCGGGACUUUUAAGCAGCGAUCCGGAACUGCGGACUGUGUUCAGAAAAUCGGGACUGUCCGGAGAAAAAAAGUAACUGUUGGCUGCACUUGGUUGGCCAGACCGUAAAGCUCCCAGAUAGAAGCUCACCUACAUCUAACUUAUUUUUUCAGUAGAUGUCUUGUGUACCCUAAUUCCACCCUAAUCACUGACAUCAUGCAGCAGGGACCCUAAUGAUCUGCACACUAUCUGUGAUGGACCGGGGGGGUGGAUACACAUAUCCUGAGCCACAGCACGGAGCCAACGGAAUGAGCCCAGCAGCUGCUAUGCUUUACCAACCAAGCCAGCCUGAGUCUGAGACCGCUUCACCAGCUGGCAACCUGUGGACACAUUACCCAUAUUCACCUGCUCAUUGCUUGCCCCAUGCUUCUCUCACCAGCCCAAGUCAACCAUUUUUUAAUAACCCAGCACAAUCAAGCCUUUUUCAAGACUCCGUCUCUCAAAGCUACUCUACUUCCUUCUCGGCAUCCAGCUAUUUCGACUUUCAGGAACCAUCCCUGACCAAUGACUUCUCCGACCACUCCCUCCUUCCAUCUUCUCCAGAUUCUUUAUCUGAUAUUAGAGAUGCUCAAGAAUUCUUGACAGUAGAAGGUCUGGAUAGGGUACCUACUUUAUGGGAUAUCCACACACCAUCUCAAGAUCUCAGCAAUUCCCAUCACUUCCAUCCCAACCCUACCCUUCCAUCUUUGGGAACCUUUGAAGACUUGGCAGCGAUAAUCAAUACUGCCUCUACACAAGAACGGCUUCCCCAAGAAGAGGAAGAGGAAGAUGAGGACACUGAAGAAUUAGGGCACACAGAAACAUAUGCGGACUAUAUGCCAUCUAAAUCUAAAAUUGGUAGGCAGCAUCCUGACCGAGUGGUAGAGACCAGCACCCUAUCUAGUGUUCCUCCUCCAGAUAUCUCCUACUCUUUGACUCUGCCAAGCUGUAUUAUUGAACAAGGCCUUCUCUCUGCAUUGCAGCUGGAAGCUAUAGUGUAUGCCUGCCAGCAACAUGAAGUUAUCCUACCAAGUGGCCAACGGGCUGGCUUCCUUAUUGGAGAUGGAGCUGGAGUGGGGAAGGGAAGGACAGUCUCUGGAAUUAUCCUGGAAAACUUUUUAAAGGGAAGAAAGAAAGCACUCUGGUUCAGUGUAUCUAAUGAUCUGCGCUGUGAUGCAGAGCGAGAUUUAAGGGACAUCAAUGCUGGUUGUAUAACAGUGCAUGCACUCAACAAGAUUAAGUAUGGAGACACAUCUUCAUCAGAAGGGGUUCUCUUUGCCACCUAUUCAGCCCUGAUUGGGGAGAGCCAGGCAGGAGGACAGCACCGCACACGUAUUAAACAAAUCAGAGACUGGUGUGGAGAGAACUUUGAUGGAGUGAUUGUGUUCGAUGAAUGUCAUAAAGCCAAAAAUGCUUCUAGCACCAAAAUGGGACGGGCGGUGCUGGAGCUACAGAACAACCUACCCAUGGCAAGAGUGGUGUAUGCCAGUGCCACGGGUGCUUCUGAGCCCAAGAACAUGAUCUACAUGAGCCGUUUGGGAAUUUGGGGGGAGGGCACAUCCUUCAGUAUUUUUGAUGACUUCUUGCAUGCAAUUGAAAAGAGGGGUGUAGGUGCUAUGGAAAUUGUUGCCAUGGAUAUGAAAGUAAGUGGCAUGUAUAUUGCAAGGCAACUUAGCUUUUCUGGAGUCACUUUCCGAAUUGAAGAAAUUCCAUUGGAGGAGUCAUAUAAACAGAUGUACAACAGAGCAGCACAGCUGUGGGCAGAAGCAUUAAUCGUUUUCCAGACUGCAGCAGAUUGGUUAGGUUUAGAGUCACGGAAAUCACUCUGGGGCCAAUUCUGGUCAUCUCAUCAGCGUUUUUUCAAGUAUUUGUGCAUCGCAUCUAAAGUGCAACGUCUUGUGACUCUAGUCCAUCAAGAACUUGCAAAGGGCAAGUGUGUGGUCAUUGGUUUGCAGUCAACAGGAGAAGCUCGUACACGGGAAGUCAUGGAUGAAAAUGACGGUCAUCUCGAUUGCUUUGUUUCAGCUGCAGAGGGUGUCUUCAGGUCUUUAAUACUUAAACAUUUCCCAUCCACCAAGAGAAAACGUGAAAAAGGCAUACAAAAGAGAAAACGGAGAGGAAAGCCUCGCAGUGGAAAGGUGCCUCGUGGAGAUCUGGGUUUAAUACGUAUCAGUGAGGAAAGCAGCUCUGAUUCUGAAGUGGGGUUGGAUAGUGAUUUCAAUUCUUCCCCGGAGUCAUUUCAAGAUGAUGAUGUCAUUUAUAUAGAACGCACAAUGAAUGGAAUGACUCUUCCUGACCGUGUUCCUGAAGUGGAUCGUCUAAAGAUGGAGCUGCUAGCAAAAGUCGAGACAUUAGGAAAGGAAUUACCUCUCAAUACUCUGGAUGAACUUAUAGAUCAGUUUGGGGGUCCAGAAAAGGUGGCUGAGAUGACUGGGAGAAAGGGGCGCGUGGUUCGUAAAGAUAAUGGAUCUGUGUCGUUUGAAUCUCGAGCUGAGCAGAAUCUAUCCAUAGAUAAUGUAAAUCUAAGAGAAAAGGAACGCUUCAUGAAUGGAGAAAAGUUAGUAGCAAUAAUCUCAGAGGCAUCAAGUUCAGGGAUUUCCCUUCAAGCAGACAGACGAGUCCAUAACCAGCGUAGACGUGUCCACAUGACACUUGAGCUUCCAUGGAGUGCUGACAGAGCCAUUCAGCAGUUUGGCCGUACUCAUCGUUCCAACCAGGUGUCUGCUCCAGAGUAUGUCUUCCUAAUCUCAGAACUUGCAGGAGAAAAACGAUUUGCUUCUAUUGUUGCCAAGAGGCUGGAGAGUCUGGGAGCUUUGACUCAUGGGGACCGGCGAGCCACAGAAUCCAGAGAUCUGAGCAAGUACAACUUUGAGAAUAAGUAUGGGACACGGGCUCUUGAGCAGAUUUUGUCUGCUAUCCUAAACCGAACACAGAAAGCAGUGCCUCCUCCAAGGGAUUAUCCAGGAGGUGCUACAGCAUUUUUCCACGAAAUAAGGCAAGGGCUUCUCUCUGUGGGGAUUUGUUGCAGGGAAACAAAGCAUAAUGCCAUUGAUAAGGAAUGUUCAGUCACCAAGUUCCUCAAUCGGAUGCUUGGACUUGAAGUUCAUAAGCAGAACAGCCUCUUCCAGUUUUUUUCUGAUACAUUUGAUUACCUUAUUGAAAAGGACAAAAAGGAAGGAAAAUAUGACAUGGGCAUUUUGGAUUUGGCUCCUGGAGUGGAUGAGAUUUACCAAGAGAGUAAAGACACUUUCAUGACACCUGGGCACCCUCAGGACGGACAAGUGGUAUUUUACAAGAUCAGUGUUGAUCGAGGGAUGAGCUGGGCAAAAGCACUGGAAAAAUCCCAUCAACUUGAAGACCAGCUGGAAGGCUUCUACUUGUCUUACAGGGUUCGUGGGAAAAUGUUUUCAGCAGUUUUGGCAGAACAUCGACAUGGAAACUACUUUAACCUGUACAAACCGAACAUUGGGAGACAGAGCCAGGCUGAAGCUUUGGAUAGUUUUCUCAACAGAUAUCACAAGGUUACUGCCGAGGAGGCUAUGCCACAUUGGGAAUGCCAGUACAACUUCUUUUUAAACCACUGCAGUCAUACCAUGUGGAAUGGUAAUUGUAAAGUGCAACAACAAAAAAAAGAGUGUGUGCAAGGGCUUCGCCUGCGACAUUAUUAUAUGCUAUGUGGCUCUCUCCUUCGUGUUUGGAGUCGCAUGGCCUCAGUGAUCUCUGAUAUUACCAGCAGCAGCUACCUACAGAUAGUACGACUGAAAACCAAAGACAAACACAAACAAGUUGGUAUUAAGAUUCCAGAAAGCUGUGUGUUCAAAGUGCGCGAGGAACUAAAGCAAAUGGAUUUGAAUGUUAAAAAAAAACAUGAAGAGGCCCUUCAGAAAGCAGAAAAUCUCAGCUAUACCCCAUUGGACCUCUCUUUCUUCAGACCGCCACCCUUGGUAGAUCCAAAUGUUCUGGAUCUAACAAACAGUCCACCACAUCCUAGUAUACAGGAACAUCGGGGUGGAACUUCUUACUCUGACAGUCUGGGAGAUAUUCUUUCUCCCGUUGAAAGUCUCCCCAACCAGCACUUCAAUGUAAAAGAAAUCAUAGAAGAAAUGAUUCAGAAACUGAAAGAUCCAGAUUCUUCUUCGGAUCGUCAGAGUGUAAUUCAUUUUGGAGGAGAACAUAAUAGUUACUGGGGAACAGGCUGAAAAUCUACCUAUCAUAAACUGACCUCAGACCAGCAGCUCUGUUCCAGUGCUGCUACUAGAGCCCCCCACUUUGUAUCAAGUGGGUCCUGCAGAAACCUUAUGGACGUAUUAUGUGCUUUGCAGGUAAAAAAAUAAUAGCAGGAUUCACCUGUAAGAACUAAACGGGAAGUUCAACUGCUAGAGCUGUUCUGCUUGGGGGACACUCCGAAUACCCCACAGUGACUUACAAAGACUUAUUUUGACAACAACUCUAUGUAACAACACAUCCGUUACUCCACACUCCUUGCUAGAUGACACACCACAGCUCGGGACCAUGCUUCAGGUGUUUAGCCCAUUUGUGUUCAAAACAGUCUGUGGAGCUCUGAGUGCCCAUGUCCUGUUCAUUGGAGGGCUGAUAAGGAUUUGAGGGCCACCAUCUUCCCUAGUGCUUGUUUUUGGUUCAUUCCUCCCACACCAUUUCCUGGAAACAUGUUUCUGGGGGUGUCUCCUCACAGCGCUCAGCACUUUAUCCCUUUCUCCACAGAGCAUUAUCAAAUCCUUGGCCCACAAGGUUGUGUGGAGCAAUAGUUUAUGUGAGUUGGUGGUAACUGUUGUGGAGGUGGGAGGGAGAGUUCAGUUUGAAUUUUUAUUUUGUAUCGUUAUUUAUCCUAUGCUAAUCUUUGCACUAAUUGCCUUCCUCCUGUCCUGCCCUGCCCAUCAGCCUAUGGUAGGGAAGGGCCUGGGUGUCUGCUCAGGGUAUGUGUGUGUGUGUGUUUUGUUUUGCAGUAUGCUGAAUCUGUAGCAGCCACUCUUUCUUUUGACUUGAUGCCAAAGAAAAUAUUUUUUAAAAUCCAUUACAUGUGGAAGCUGCGGACAUGGAGCUCUCAGCAGCACAAGAUAAGCAAGGAGUAAACAUUACAGAAGCGUGAGAGAGUUGAUUGUAAUAAAUUCGAAGCAUCCACUGAAAUCUGAAAUCAAACUAUCACUGACGGUUCUAACAGUUAUAUGUUUACAUGGCUUUUCUGAAAUAUUUCCAGAAGCAAAUUUCAUUGCCAUGCUUUCUGUGCAUUUGGCCCCAGUGCUGUGCAGCUUAAAGAUCCCAUCUCUUUUUUGUUUAUUUCCUGACAUGAAUUUUACCUUGUUUUAUAUUUGUGAGAUCUCCAGUGGCGUCAGGCACCAACAGUAGAUUUUAAGCAGGGGGAAGAGUCUUUUAAUAUUUAUUUAUGCUUCGUAACAUACAUACAAACAUUGAAAUGCAGGCCAUUACAAGCAGUAAGUUGUUUACUGGAAACCUGCUUUUUAGAACAUUUGUUUUUUCCGUCCCACAGGAGGGCAUCCAUGUAGACAAAUCUUUUAUUUGCUCAUUUUGAUUCAAAGUGAUUUUUAAUCUUCAGCCAAGACUUAAUUAAUUUCAGAGAAUGAUGCAAACAUUAAAAAAUGCAGGGAAAGUGUUUUUGUAUUUCACUACCUAGCUCUACAUCUGUAUUUUCCUUGGUCUCCUACUUUCCCGGUUUAUAAACCAUUUUCUCCACUCAGUUAUUAAGGAACAUUUCUUCAUUUAUACAGUAUGUGCUGCAUACUUGUAAAUGCCUUAAGAUAGACUUGGAAAGGGAAUAUAGAAACUGUGAAAGAAUGGCAGACUUAAGUCUAGAGUAUGGAAAGAUUGUGACUGAGACAAACCAGUCUCUGCAAAUUACAUGCAACCCAUGAGUAAUACUGUGAUUGCACAUAACUAAAGGGUUUCUUUGUAAAUGACAGAUCAACCACCUUAUUGGUGUAUAUUCUAAAUCUAUACCUGCUGGUCCAUUGCUCACAAGUAAAUAGCUCUCUGCCCUCCGUGACAGGGUUUUACAGUUCUUGAUCUUCAUACUGACCCCCCCAUAGUGCCACCAUCACUUACUGCCAUAUGAAUUCUCUUGAUAAAUGUGCAAUAAAUUAUCUAAAAUGAAAUGCCACCUCCUUUAUAAUGUUUUACUAGUAGAUGGAAUAGUGAGUUAGCACUGUAUUUCAGUACAGUGUAAUAUACCAUUGUAGAGAGUUUUAAAUUUAAAAAAAUUGGCCAAAGAUUAGAGUCCGUCAAGGUAUUAGAAUUGUCCCAUCCUUCCCUGGGUAACUGUCAACACUUAACCUUUUAUUGACUCUUUCUCUGCCGUUGCAGGCAGCAUUGGCCUAUAGUACAAUGCAAAUAUAUUGUGCACUUUGCUGGCACAGUUUUUCCAAAAUAUGCAAUGUCCACUCUUCAGUGCCUUGCAGUUUUUAUUUCAAACCCUUAAAAAUUGUCUGUUUUAGUAACGCUGGGCUCAGCAGUUCUUGUUUCGUCUUUUCUGUAUGUUCACUCUGUAUGUUGCUGAACUGUAUCUCAGGUAUUUUAACCUCUUCACUGCUAGAGGUGUGUGCAGCCUUGAGCCAGCACCUCUGGCAAUUAAGGGGUUAAGAGGAGCUGCUGCUUCUCUCCCAUCUCCCUCCUCAGAAUGUCAGGUUAUCCCUAGCAGAUCACUUCCCAGUGUCCAAUAUGUUGGGCAGAUGUGUUUUGCAGUAAGUUAUUUUGACGCGUGCUACUGAUCCUGCGUUUUCCCGCAUGGGUUCUCUUGAGCAUAUUUAUGAGUUUGUAAUAUAUAUAUAUAUGUGUAUGUAUACAGUUUUAUUUAGAAUAUGUGCCUUCAAGUAAUUCCUACAUUUUCUACUUGUAUUCAGAGGGUGGAUUAGCAAGACACUCACCACCUCAGUAAAAUUUUCAAUCCAAUUGAUGUGAA
Xenopus laevis (African clawed frog) is the source of this 7018-nucleotide messenger RNA. RefSeq names its product strawberry notch homolog 2 L homeolog (gene sbno2.L). Lineage: Eukaryota; Metazoa; Chordata; Amphibia; Anura; Pipidae. Gene Ontology annotation, cellular component: nucleus. Bases 282 to 4286 code for a protein of 1334 amino acids. Gene Ontology annotation, molecular function: histone binding; chromatin DNA binding. The transcript is spliced from 32 exons. The record is from RefSeq and is a predicted model, not a curated record. Gene Ontology annotation, biological process: osteoclast differentiation; macrophage activation involved in immune response; regulation of DNA-templated transcription.